AUGGAUUUUUGGUCUCGUUUAAUCGGCGGAUCCCGUUCGCUGUCUACCAAGACGUACCGGGCGAGCUCUCCUACCGAACGAUUGGCGGCCUUCAAGCGGACAUGUAAUACUCUGCAACAAAUCUGGCGCUCCACCAACUCGCCGACCGGAGAUCAGUCUGCGACAACCCAUGCGCGCAACUGCAUUGACCGACUAAAUUCCGUCCUCAGCGAUGAAUCUCGAGGCCCGGCUCCUCAUCCGUGUUUAGCAUACGCUGCAUCUUCUCAGAUUUUCGUGACCGUCACUAAACUCGCGCUGUCUUCUUACGACGAUGGAAUGCUCCGUUCCGCCGCUGUCUUCUUCAAUACCCUGAUCGAUUCGGAGGUGGAUGGUGUAGUCGAUAACCGGUUAUUUGCGCGGGCGCUGGUGGAUCUCGUCCGACGUGCGGACAAACACUCAGAAGAUGUGGAAGGAAGACUUGUCGAGCUGUUGUUUGGCGUCGCCAAUAAUAUCCGUCUACAGCCUGAUAUUCUCCCCGCGUGGUUUGCUCCGAGAUCCGAAGACCAGGACCGCGAGCAACAGACCAAUACUGGAGCUGAGUUUGCGGGCGCGACUCGGAAGGAUGACUUCCCACUGUUCUACUUAUUAGUGGAAUAUGUUCACCAUGGAGGCCGUGCGGGUGAUUUUGCUCGAACCGGCCUUCUUUAUCUGAUCGAGACGGCAUCUCGCUCAAAGAAUCUAGAGAGAUGGCUAAUUGAGAGCGACCUUGCCACACUAAUGGCAACGGGACUGGGCGCACUGUAUAGUCAGUUAGGCAGCCUGUCCUUCGAUGAAACCUCCGACGAGAAUAUGCCACACAUUGUUGCGCUAUCGGAUCAUGCGAAACAGGAGACUGCUCUUCCCCCUGCACUGGGGGCAACUGUAGACUCCUUCAUGUCGUACCUACUAUUUUGGCAGGACACUAUUGACCAUUGCAAAUCGGCGGAAGUCAACGGCACACUACUGGACCACUUUCAGGUCUUGUUUCUCGAACAACUUCUAUACCCAUCACUGCUCGAGUCCUCGGAUGUUGAAGGUGGUUCUACCGCUGCCGUGCUUACCUACUUGUAUCGCAUUCUCGAGUCGAUCAACCAGGAUGAUCUGGUUCAUCGGAUUCUUCACUUCUUACUAGCCUCGCCUUCCGACAUGGAAACUUCACCCACUUUGAAAGUGAACAUGUCAGUAAGCCGGCGCAAGUCCCUGGAUGUUCUAGCAGCUUUCUCGGAGGAAGCUGCGAAACCGUCACCUUCACUAUUUAACCUGAGAGACCUUGCUCUCCUAGGGAUGCAAUCUGCUAAUCGGCAGACUGUUCUGGCAACGCUACGGCUGAUGGCGGUCAUCCUCCAACGGCAUCAUACUUUUGCUCGAUCAUUGAUUCGAACGGUUCCUGGUCAAUAUGCUGGGCAACGAACCGUGGGGCAAUUGAAUGCAGAACUGGAGCAGCUCACGGGAAUGGCCAUGUCAAUUGUGGAUGACCCCACGCUGAAUGACUCCUUUGAUGACUACCUCAAGGAUGCUUCAUUUAUUUUAGAAUCACAUUUGUAUAUCCCACCGGCUGAAACUGGCCUGGAAGAUGACCGUCCUCUAGAGAUUCGCCAGGAGGACCCUAUUAUUCAGGAAUUAUUGAACUGUAUGGAGACAUUCUUUACUAAUAGCGUCAUCGUCAACCUAGCAUUAACAGAGGUUCUCAUGAGUAUCGCAUCUUCACACCUUAUAUCCCUUGACAGCUGGCUCCUUGUGGACCCAUCUAAAUACAUAUACGAUGGCCCGACUACAGCUCAGGAUGGACCUAUGGAAAUCCUAGAUCAAAUAAAGCUAGCCUAUCAAGAACCCUCAUUGUCGAGCUCCAAGACACCAACGCUCACAUCCGCACUGCAAAAGCUUGUGCGGCAAAUCCAGCAAUGGCGGAAGGAUGUGCCAGAUUUUGACAUUCUAGUUGCGGCUCGGCGGGACCUACUCCAUCAGGACGAUCCUACGAAAGACACUGGCCGCCUUCAGCAACCAUUCGAAGCAUUAACGCGUCCCCCUUCUGAACGACGACCACUGAAGAUGCCCAUGGACUCCGACAUUGGGUCACCCCGAGGGAGGUCCUCCCUUGUGCAGGACCCUCCGGGCACACCAUCUUCCCGACAGGCCGCCUCUUCCUCGCCUCGGACGACCGCAGCGGAGGAGCUUCGAAAGCGACUGGCGAAGCCAUUCCAAGUGGACCAUCCACACAAAGCAACAGUGACUGGUGAAGAACCCGAUCAGAUGGCAGAUGCCGUGGCAGAAGAAGAGGCUGAGAGUGCGAUUGCUGAUGAGAAGCCGCGGUCAGCGACACUGGGGCAUGUCUUAACCAACGUGGUCAUACUCUACGAAUUCCUCCUGGAGGUUUCUGCCACGGUGCAAGCGCGGAGCACUCUAUUUGGAGAAGCGGGAUACCCCGGGGUAGGCUGGAGUAGCCCGCUGGACGAAUAG
Molecule: messenger RNA, 2475 nt
Organism: Aspergillus bombycis
Lineage: Eukaryota; Fungi; Ascomycota; Eurotiomycetes; Eurotiales; Aspergillaceae
Exons: 6
Coding region: 1-2475 (824 amino acids)
Source: RefSeq, a predicted model, not a curated record